This is a messenger RNA of Tricharina praecox, 1746 nucleotides long. RefSeq lists its product as uncharacterized. Bases 156 to 1505 code for a protein of 449 amino acids. Lineage: Eukaryota; Fungi; Ascomycota; Pezizomycetes; Pezizales; Pyronemataceae. The record is from RefSeq and is a predicted model, not a curated record. The transcript has 2 exons.
AGUGCUUUCCACACGCGUCUGGCAUUUCGCGCUAACCUUUGUCCGCGUCUUCCAGGGAUCAGCUCUCCAUUCUGUUGAUUCCCCACCAUCACCAUCGUCAUCGCCAUCCACCACCGCACGCCGCCACAUCCGGCGACGAACAUCGCCGAGCUAGAAUGCUCACGACCGCCGGGCGGACAGCAUGUCCUUCCUGGACCCGUCUAAUGCGAGAACUCGAGGGUAAGAGCGUCAAACUCCGGCCUCCACUGCUCCACGAGCUGGAGCGCUGCAGAGCCGACGACCUUGACCCUACUCUCCGGAUGCGUCACUACACCAUCCUCGGAGUGCAGUCCACGUACCCAUACCACCUCAUUACCAUGCGCAAACGUUCGUUCGCAGAUGCCCUCGCUUCUGACCAGGCCCCUCCUGCUGGGAUAACGUACUGGGCGUUCGAUCGAGAGGAAAAGAGUUUGAAGAUUUCGCAUUCGACUAACCACACGGCACCCGCGGAUGUGUUCAAUCUACAUGUGGUAUACACGGCAUGGAAGGUGUCGACCGGCCAGCCAAUUCAAGUUCUCCUGUGGAUGCUGCCACGGUGGUCGUACCGGAUCCCCAGCGACUUUCCCUCCGAAUCGGCGACCACGCUCGAGUUCCGCUGCGGGCCGCAGAGCGUGCAGCUGGAGCCGCUGCUCCCGCUCGGUGGUGGGGUCCACGUCUGCUUCGGCGAUGUCACCGACACGGACGGCUCGACGAUCAAGAUCCUGCACGAAGGGAAACUGUACCUCUACGAGCCGGCGGCCGGCGUGCUCCCCGCAAUCCCGAACACUGCCGCCUGGACCACGCUCCAGCUCGGCCAUGACAUGACGGUCUUCCACGACCACACCGACGAGUCGUCGGCGCCGAUCUCCAGUCCGCGAGUGCGCACGCUGUCGCUCGCCGCGCUGGCCACACAGUUCCUAAGCUCGUGUUCCAAGGUGCCGCAACUAGCUAACCGCACGCCGGACUUCACGCACAUCCUGAACACGCUCCUGCCGACUAAACGGGUGCGCAGGACCAAGCCGGGCGCUAUAUCGGCGCACUCCAAGACCGUCGUCGCGUUCGGCGGCGCCGAGCGGAUCACGGGGAUGUUUCACCUGCUGGUGUUCUCGCUGUCGCUGCCGUCGCCGGAGAGCCACCCGCGCGUCAAAGUGAUCGCUGCCAAAGCCUUCCAAAUGCGCCCCAUGGAGGGAAAGGACUCUAGCUACUUCUCGCACGAGGCCGCAACAGCUACGUUCGAGAUGGCCCUCCAGAAAUGCGGCAUCAAGAGCAGCUCCUCUGGCACUCGUAAACAUGACUGCGAGAGGGAGUGUGUCGGCACUGAAGAGGUCAACGUCAGGAAGAUGUUCGAGUUUGGCGCGCAAGGGUUAAAUGAGAUUGCCUGCCCAGAACUGGGCAUCGUGUUGGUCGGCUGGGCGAAGCAGGAUGAGCUUGAGCAAAACGGAGAAAACGACGAUGAGAUCGCGAAUGAGACUGCUACGGACGAUUGAUUCGCUGUUCCUGCUCGCUGUAGAGACUCCGGCGUGAUCCGUGUACGGGCGACCAGGCCGCUGUUCUCGUGCCGUGCUCGUGCAUUCAGGUACGAAGGAAGAUGCACUGUUAGUGUCGCCGAAGCUCCGGACAUUCGCGGCUCUGUCUUCGGUGCCGUAGUCGUAGUUGUAGCCUCCAGUCCAAUCCAUAGACUAGAUAGUUUCCAUCUCUCUCGCACAGGCACCAUCCAUCCACAGCACU